AUGUCAAUAUUUCGAAAUAAAUUAAUUCUGGCCGGUAGUGCAAUCGGCACUCUGCUAGGUGGCGUCGUUUUGUUAAAGGAUCGUAUGCAAGGCGCCGUUUUCGAGAAGAAUGUACGAGCGGAUGGAAAGGUAGUCAUAAUUACCGGAGCAAAUACCGGCAUCGGGAAGGAGACGGCCCAUUACCUAGCGCGCCGCGGUGCCCAUGUGUACAUGGCUUGUCGGGAUAUGAAGAAAUGUGAAGAAGCGCGCGAAGAGAUCGUGCUGGACACGAGAAACCCGCUAGUUUAUUGUCGCGAAUGUGAUCUCGCUUCGAUGCAAUCCAUCCGACAGUUUGUUAAGCAAUUCAAAUCAGAACAGCAACGGUUGGACAUUCUCAUAAACAAUGCGGGAGUGAUGCGUUGCCCACGCACACUCACCAAAGAAGGCAUCGAGCUGCAGCUGGGCGUCAAUCAUAUGGGUCACUUUUUGCUCACAAAUUUACUGCUCGAUACGCUAAAGUUAAGCGCGCCUAGCCGUAUCGUGGUCGUGUCCAGCUUAGCCCACACGCGAGGCCAAAUAGCGUUGGACGAUUUGAACAGCAGCAAAUCGUACGAUGAAGCUAAAGCGUACGAGCAAAGCAAACUUGCCAAUGUACUGUUUACGCGUGAACUGGCCCGCCGGCUCGAGGGUACGGGUGUGACGGUGAACGCACUCCAUCCCGGUAUCGUCGAUACGGAACUGAUGCGUCAUAUGGGCAUUUUUAACAGUUGGUUUUCGGGCAUAUUUGUGCGACCGUUUGUAUGGCCGUUCCUAAAAUCACCACUGUACGGUGCUCAAACUACAGUGUAUGCGGCACUCGACCCGGAUUUGGAGAAGGUUAGCGGACAGUACUUUAGCGACUGCGCACCGAAGGAGGUGGCCGAACAGGCGAAAGACGAUCAGGUUGCAAAGUGGUUGUGGGCCGUGAGUGAAAAGUGGACUGGCACACUGACUGGAACUGCAGCUGUUUCCUGACACCGGAUUCUGCGUAUGAAUAACAAUAAGGAUAUUGUUAUUUUUACGACAGAUCAGCAAGCAACG
This is a messenger RNA of Anopheles maculipalpis, 1059 nucleotides long. Its product is annotated as retinol dehydrogenase 13-like. The transcript has 3 exons. The coding region runs from base 1 to 993 and encodes 330 amino acids. The record is from RefSeq and is a predicted model, not a curated record. NCBI's taxonomy places the organism in Eukaryota, Metazoa, Arthropoda, Insecta, Diptera, Culicidae.